Chara braunii is the source of this 8410-nucleotide messenger RNA. The record is from the annotation of a GenBank genome assembly. Lineage: Eukaryota; Viridiplantae; Streptophyta; Charophyceae; Charales; Characeae.
GUCUCCCAUCUAAACCCAACAAAAGGGCACUUGGCUCGCGCGCAUCUUAGGAAAGGGAGGAGGAGGACCCAGUGAGGGGACGGCUGUUAGGAGCGGUUGACGAGCCGCCAUAGCCGGGAAAAGAAGGACGACGAGCCCGCCUGACCAUCCUCGAGUGCGCUUUCUGUGCUCGACAUCCGGCUGGCGAGCAAUAACAGGUAGCGGAGUCUCUAGCCCGGUGCGCUUGGGCUGGCGCAUUUCUGACCCGGUGCGGUGCGGUGCGCUGGGGAGUUCCUGGCCUGCCGCAUGCGCGCGGGGCGCGGAGAGGAGCGACACUUGAACGUAGACCAGCUGGGGGAGAAAUCAUGGCGCAUGUUGUGACUUCGAAUCAGCUGCUCUCUUCUCUCGGGUAUCGAGCACAUAUUUCUCCUCCCUCCUCCGCCUCGUCGUCCCCGUCGUCAUCGACUUCCUCCUCUGCCUCCUCGUCGCGGCGCUCUUCUAGACCAGCUGCGCAGUCCUCGGGCAAACAAUCGACCAUUCUUGGCGUCGCACCGGUUGUUGGUAAUUACGCUGCUGCUGCUGCUGGAUCGGCCUCUCUCUCGUUGCCACGUGGCAGCAGCUCGGGCUUCGUCGCGUCCGCUCGGAGCUGUUGUCCGCUUACAGACCGGCUUCACCGUCGGCGGGGUGUCAGUGGUUCUUGGGCAGAACAUUUCGCCGCCUUUGAUGGAUUGAGGAGGAGGGCGUCGUCGGUGAAUGAGGGAGUGGGAAAGAGAAAUCAACAACUCAGGUGGCAGACUCAUGGGGAGCGCAAAUGGUGGCCUUUCCUCGCUGCCACGAGGCGAUCAGUCAUUCGAGCUUCAUCGUUUGCACAAAAUGGUCAUGGAAAGGCUGCCGGCAAAACCAAGGAAAUGGGCGUUGAGGUGGUGGACAUGGAGGAUCUCUUGAAGGAGAGGGAUGCAUGUGGUGUCGGAGUGAUAGCCAAUCUGAAGAACAAGGCAAGCCAUAAGAUUGUAGAGCAGGCAUUGAUUGCACUUGGAUGUAUGGAGCAUCGAGGGGCGUGCAGUGCGGAUAACAGGUCAGGAGAUGGCGCUGGGGUGAUGACUCGCAUUCCUUGGGCACUGUUCAAUGAGUGGGCGAAGGAGAAGGGCCUUGAUCCCUUGGAUGAAAACAACACCGGAGUGGGGAUGGUGUUUCUACCAAGAGAUCUGGAGAAGGCAGCUGCAGCGCAGGAGGUGGUGAAAAGAGUUCUGGAAGCAGAGGGUAUUGAGCUUCUAGGGUGGAGAGAGGUCCCAGUGACAGAAUCUGUUUGCGGUAUUUUUGCCAAGGCCACACUGCCGACCAUUCGACAGGUCUUUGUGAAGAUGGCAGGAUGGGACAAUGUUGGAGAUAUCGAGAGGGAGUUGUUCAUUGCAAGGAAGAAGAUCGAGAAGGCGGCAAAGGAAGAGGAGUGGGGGAGUGAACUGUAUUUCUGUGGCCUCUCCAGUCAAACGAUUGUAUAUAAGGGAAUGCUGAUGGCGGCUGCUCUUGGCGAGUUCUACCAGGAUCUAAAGAAUGAUCUUUACGCCUCGUCGUUCGCAAUCUACCAUCGUCGCUUCAGCACGAAUACAAAUCCAAAGUGGCCGCUUGCACAGCCGAUGCGUUUCUUGGGGCAUAAUGGAGAGAUCAACACUUUGCAAGGAAAUCUGAAUUGGAUGAGGUCACGAGAAAGUGUGAUGACACAUCCAGAUUGGAAAGGUCGAGAAGAUGAGUUUCGGCCAAUUGGAAAUGCAAGCAAUUCGGAUUCUGCAAAUCUUGAUAGCGCAGCAGAGGUUCUUCUACUAAGUGGAAAGACACCAGAAGAGACUUUGAUGAUCUUGGUUCCGGAGGCCUAUCAGAACAAUCCGACAUUACGACAGCAGUACCCGGAGGUUAUUGACUUUUACGAGUACUACAAGGGGCAGAUGGAGGCAUGGGAUGGACCAGCAUUGCUUGUGUUCAGCAAUGGAAAAACUGUGGGGGCCUGUCUUGAUCGUAAUGGACUUCGACCCGCUCGUUUCUGGAGAACAUCUGACGACAUGCUGUAUGUAGCAUCAGAGGUUGGUGUGCUCAAUAUUGAUGACUCCACCAUCUUGUCCAAAGGGAGGCUCGGCCCAGGAAUGAUGGUCAUUGCCAACGUGGAGACUGGAGAGGUUUUGUACAAUAGUGAUAUCAAAAAGCGUGUGGCAAGUCUUGCCCCAUAUGGCGAUUGGCUGAAGUCCAGCCGUGUACAUGAACCGGCACCAUAUCCAAUGUCUUCUACAUUAGAUGGCAAUGGUCUCCUUACGAGGCAAAAUGCAUUUGGAUACUCAAGUGAAGAUGUACAACUCGUGAUAGAGAACAUGGCUGCACAAGGCAAGGAACCGACGUUCUGUAUGGGUGACGAUAUCCCCCUUGCAGCACUGUCGCAACGCCCACAUUUGCUAUUUGAUUACUUCAAACAGCGCUUUGCCCAGGUGACGAAUCCCCCCAUUGAUCCCCUGAGAGAAGGGUUGGUAAUGUCAUUGGAAAUGAACCUCGGCGAGCGAGGCAACAUUUUGAACCUUGGACCGGAGAAUGCAAGACAGGUGCGGCUUCCAUCCCCGAUAUUGAAUGAGCAGGAUUUGAUGGAGCUUAAGGCGGACCCUGAGCUGAAGCCUGCGACAUUGCCAAUCUUCUUUGACAUCUCUCAAGGAUUGGAGGGUGCUUUGGGCAAGGCCCUGGAACAGCUCUGUGCAGACGCAGAGAAUGCCGUUAGGAAUGGAUCAAAGCUCAUUGUGCUCAGCGAUCAGACACCACAGCUGGAGGCUUCGAGGCCGGCAAUACCUGUUCUUCUGGCUGUUGGAGCUGUACACCACCAUCUGAUCCAGCGGGGAGUCCGUUUGAGUGCUUCCAUUGUAGCAGACACCGCACAGUGCUUCAGCACACAUCACUUUGCAUGCUUGAUCGGAUAUGGUGCAAGCGCAAUCUGCCCAUAUCUGGCAUUGGAGACUUGUCGGCAGUGGAGACUGAGUACUAAGAUAGAGAACAUGAUGAAGCGCGGAAGGUUGACAAUGCUGACUGUUGAGCAGGCUCAGAUAAACUUCCAGAAGGCGAUCUCUGCUGGUUUGCUGAAGAUUCUUUCUAAGAUGGGCAUUUCUCUCCUGAGCAGCUAUUGGGGUGCACAGAUUUUUGAAAUUUAUGGUCUCGGAAAGGAGGUUGUAGAUACGGCCUUCAGGGGCACUGUUUCAAGAAUUGGAGGGCUUACCAUGGAUGAGUUGGCGAGAGAAACGGUGUCCUUCUGGUCGAAAGGUCUUUCUCCAGAGGGCGUCAAGAAGCUGGAUAACUUUGGCUUCAUCCAGUUCCGUCCUGGAGGUGAGCACCAUGGGAACAAUCCAGAGAUGGCGAAAUUGCUGCACAAGGCAAUUCGAGAGAAGAAUGCUGAGGCGUAUGCUUACUAUCAAGAGUAUCUUGCCAAUUGCCCCGUGCAUGUGCUCCGUGAUAUGCUGGAGUUGAAAAGUGAUCGCGAACCAAUUCCACUUGACAUGGUUGAGCCAUCAGUUUCCAUUGUGGAAAGGUUUUGCACAGGAGGAAUGUCUCUGGGCGCUAUCUCCCGGGAAACCCAUGAAGCAAUCGCAAUUGCCAUGAAUCGAAUUGGCGGAAAGUCUAACUCAGGGGAAGGCGGAGAGGACCCGAUCCGCUGGAAGCACCUGGAUGAUGUUGACAAGGAUGGAAAGUCUAUGACACUUCCUCAUCUGCGCGGUCUUGUGAAUGGUGAUACUGCGACUAGUGCAAUUAAACAGGUGGCAUCUGGACGAUUUGGAGUGACGCCCACUUUCCUUGUAAAUGCAGACCAACUUGAGAUCAAGAUCGCGCAGGGGGCAAAGCCAGGAGAGGGCGGUCAGCUGCCAGGCACUAAAGUCAGCCCCUACAUUGCAACACUUCGGAAAUCCAAGCCUGGAGUGCCUCUCAUCUCUCCUCCUCCCCACCAUGACAUCUAUUCGAUUGAGGAUCUUGCACAGCUCAUCUACGACCUCCACAUGGUGAAUCCGUCAGCAAAGGUGUCUGUGAAGCUCGUGGCUGAAGCAGGAAUCGGCACAGUGGCUAGCGGUGUAGCUAAAGCGAACGCAGACACCAUCCAGAUCUCUGGGCACGAUGGAGGCACUGGAGCAAGUCCCAUCAGCUCAAUCAAGCAUGCUGGAGGUCCAUGGGAGAUGGGGCUUACUGAGACACAUCAGACACUUGUGGCAAACGGACUACGUGACAGGGUGGUGGUUCGAGUAGAUGGAGGUAUGAAGAGUGGGCGUGAUGUUAUUAUGGGAGCAAUCAUGGGUGCCGACGAGUAUGGUUUUGGGUCGAUCGCGAUGAUUGCCACUGGUUGUAUCAUGGCGCGCAUUUGCCACACAAACAAUUGCCCUGUUGGCGUUGCAAGCCAGAGAGAGGAGCUUCGGGCGAGGUUCCCGGGUGCUCCUGGAGAUUUGGUUAAUUACUUCCUCUAUGUUGCUGAAGAGGUUCGGCAUGCGCUUGCUCAACUGGGUUAUUCCAAGAUGGAUGACAUUAUUGGCAAGACCCAUCUUUUUGCUCCACGUCUUGUCGAUUUGGAGAAGUCCAACUCGUUUGACCUCAGCUUUAUUCUUACGGAAGCUUCAGAAACAGAGUCCACCAGCUCGGAGAGGCGGCGGCAGCCUGUGCACACCAAUGGCGAUGUCCUAGACGACGAGCUUCUCGCCGAUCCUGAGUCGGGUGGAACAGGCAACACCAACAACCUCAACAAAGUCGAGUUCAUGGGGAGUGCUGGUCAGUCAUUCGCAUGCUUCUUGAUGGGGGGCAUGAAGGUGAAGUUGAUUGGGGAGGGCAAUGAUUAUGUCUGCAAGGGUAUGGCUGGAGGGGAGGUGGCCGUGGUCCCGCCCGAAGGUGUCCGAUACAAAGCCGAGGAGGCAACAAUUGUCGGGAACACCUGCCUGUAUGGUGCAACAGGCGGCCGACUGUUUGUGCGUGGCAUGGCUGGUGAGCGGUUCGCAGUGCGUAAUUCCCUUGCAGAGGCAGUCGUUGAGGGAGCGGGUGACCAUUGCUGCGAGUACAUGACGGGGGGAUGUGUCGUCUCUCUUGGAAAGGUUGGUCUCAAUGUAGCAGCUGGGAUGACUGGCGGUCUCGGAUACUUUUUGGAUGAGGAUGGCACUUUCCCUGACAAGGCAGAAUAUGGGCCUUCAGUUGGUCGAACCAGAUCUACAAACAGAUCAUCUUCUGGGGAUACGGAGAACACAGCAGAGGCUUCGAGGGGGGAGGAGGACGAAGGAACAGGGAAAAUGUCACAAGAUUCAGAUACAGAUUUGGAAGGGGACAGUGACAAGGGGGAGGAGGAAUGGGAGGAGGAAGAAUCGAAGGAGGAACCGGAGACGCUAGCACAGUGGAUCAAGCAUGUUCACAAGCUGAAGUGGGAGAGACAUAUUGAAUGCGAGAUUUGUCUGGCACACCAUAAGCAUCUGCGCAAUUUGAAACAAGCCACAGCAGCAGAGGAAAAGAGGCAGGCAGCGAUUUUGGAGGCACAAGUCGAGGAAAAGACGGGGAGCAACAAGGGAAAGGAGGUGCUAGCGAAAUGGAGUGAGAUGCUGCCAAAGUUCUGGCAAUUAGUCCCUCCGAGCGAGGAGGAGACGCCCGAGGCCAGCGUGAAGUACGGCGAUGCCUUGGAAAUCCCUGCCCUUGUAAUGCCAGUGAAAUCUUGAGAGCAUGUUUGGGAGGAUAUGGUAUUCCGGAUGGCAAUGGCGAAAUCUGCCACAUUUGGUAAGUCAAAUCUCUCUGGAGUGGAAGCACAGUUGCUGUGGUGCUCUGGAAGGACAAGUUAUGGUUAAGUGCCAAGUUCUCCGCACUCCACAAGCAAUGGAAAGGUAAUGGAAAGGUUGCUGGGGAGGCUGGGGCAUUUUUUGGAUGACGCACGGGGGAGAAAUUUCCCAUGAAAUGAUGGUCUGUGCUGUGCACGGCAGCUGUUGUCAGUCACCUUCGCCAAUGUCUGAUCUGCUCCAGGUUGAGUACAUAAAAGACGACAUGCGGGUGUUGGGCAGGCAGGUGCACGAAUUGAAGAUGGGUAGCUUACCCGCCGGCGAACUCGUGGUGGCAUCGAUGGUGUGGUGAAUAGCACUGAAUGCAUGACAUGGAGCCCGAUGUCAUGUUUCGCGUAUUGUUGUUCGUUGUUUGAGAUGUUUGUUGCCAGGGCGCGAGUGAAAUGGAUUAUCGGUGACCCUAGAGUCGGUAAAUGCAACAGGCAGCCAGUUGGCAGGGGUGGGGUGCGCAUGUGCGGAAUGAUGGGUGGUUGCAGAGAGCUUGGCAGUCUUGGCCGCAAAUUGGCAGUAAUGGUUCAUGAAAUGCACCCAUGGUAUGGAGGAGUGCAGAGAAGAGGCAUAUGUAUAUUCAUGGAUGUGCUGUAUGUGUCCAUAUAGUGAAAGGUGAAAAGUGGUCGUAGUUCACGGCAAGGUGCAACAGCCCCCUGAGCUGUGAUGAGGCAGGCACGACCGGCCUGUAGCUGUGUUCUCUGCAUUGCGGGAUUACUAUUGGAGAGGGAGAGGUCUGGACCAGGUUUACAGGUUCGAAUGUUUGGCUGAUGUGGAGUACCUGGCCAUGCAGCAUCGUAUGGUGCUAAGAGGAAGGGUCUCAGCCAGUGGCAGGCGAAAGGGUUUCCUCUGGGACUAUAACCUACGAACAGGUUCUGUCCGGCUGUAGGAUAGUAACAGGAGAAGGCGAAGUGAGGAAAGACUGAUAGCAGUAGCUCCACAAGGACACACAUGGUUUCUCGCAGCGGCCAUGACUCAUGCAUAAGUCAUUGAUGUCGGCGCUAAGGCAGUGGAUCUUAUGGCACUUGUACCUUGGUUUGGGUGGACGUGAAAGCCAAGUCAUGCCGAAACCAUGGUUUGGGGGGCAAGUAGGGGGUAGAGCGAAAGAGAGACAGAGACAGACAGACAGACAGACAGACAGACAGACAGACAUGUUGGUUGACAUGUGAUACAAGUCAUGCCGAAACCAUGGUUUGGGGGGCAAGUAGGGGGUAGAGCGAAAGAGAGACAGACAGACAGACAGACAGACAGACAGUGACAGAGGGCGGCACCUUCUGACUGUUUAGGUGUGUACUUGUAGUGUUGGUUGACAUGUGAUAGAAGGAAAAGGUGCUACUACUUCAAGCUUUCUUUGGUGGUGUUGUAAGCUCAAACUUGUAGCUCGCCAACUUCAUGACUCGGGAUUGCAAUGGCAAUUUGGCAAAAUCCAUUUGUGCUUUUGGUCAGAAGGAAGAAAUGGCGACGUGGGAAACGAGGUAGUUUUCGUACUCUCGUAGGGAGGGAUUUCGUCAUGGGAAUCUCAUCUACAAGAAUGAUCAUCAUGAUGGACUGGAUUGUAAAGUGAUGCGACUGCUUUGCUACGUGCAGCUCACGCUCAUGCAUUAAUUUGCAGUCGGCGUUUAGUCCCCGUGAUGAAGAGAGCUCACCGUCAUGCAUUUAAUUUGCAGUUGAGGUUUUAAGUCCCCAUGAUGAAUAGAUGAUGGUGGUCACUGUCCGGUGACUUCCAUUUCACUUCAAUACGUCAAGUUGUAGGGCUUUGCGUUUGAGGUUGAGUGCACCCACACACCCCCCCCGCCCCAACCAUUAUGAUUUCUGGAAUGGGUUGAUGGGCUUCUUAGGCGAAUGGUUGGGCUGGGUUUGCCUGGAGAAUAGGGCACAGUUCCUGGCAUAAAAAAGCGAUCAAGGCUGGCACGGAGGUGAAUGGUUGGGCUGGGUUUGCCUGGAGAACAGGGCACAGUUCCUGGCAUAAAAAAACGAUCAAGGCUGGCAGUGAGUUCCGUGCCAGCGUUGUAUAGAAUAUAGUGAGGGAAAGCCAGCACACCAGCAAUUCUCAGGCAAUGGAGGUAGAUGACUGGGCUUUCCCGGAGCAACGGCUAGGAGUUGGCCCGGCGUGCGCUGUUGCCCGGCGUGCGCUUUCGCUCGGCGUGCGCUGUAGCCUGGUGCGUUGUUGCACAGAGAAUGGUGCACAGUUCUUGGCAUAAAGGAAGGUUGGCAAUCCAUUUCAUGUCGAUGUUUGUGUAGAAUAGCGAGGGAAGGGAGCAUGUGAGCAAUUAUCGGGGGAGGGAAGGAGGGAGAUCGCUGGGCUUUUCAGGAGCAAAAUGGCAGUGAGUUGGGUGUGUGCAGUUCUCGUCUUCACACGUCCGACGGGCAUUCGCUUAGGUCUGUAUUACUAAUGCCUUGGAAAUUGGAAACCGAUUAACAGGAGUGGAGGUCAUGCCCACUCUUAUUGCGUGUUCUUGCCACGUCUUUGAAAAAUUUUCGGAUUUCUUUCAGCAGCAGCGGAGUGUCGGGUGGGUGCAGCUCAACAGCAAAGAAAGCAGGCAACUCACUUGAUUCACCCCACCCUACGAAAACAUCGAGGUUAAUGGUCGCUCUCUUGAUGUUCUGUUAUGGUUCUUUGGGCUCAUCAUGUU